Fundulus heteroclitus (mummichog) is the source of this 2784-nucleotide messenger RNA. Its product is annotated as RNA-binding protein 4. NCBI's taxonomy places the organism in Eukaryota, Metazoa, Chordata, Actinopteri, Cyprinodontiformes, Fundulidae. The transcript has 8 exons. The record is from RefSeq and is a predicted model, not a curated record. Gene Ontology annotation, molecular function: mRNA binding. Gene Ontology annotation, cellular component: cytosol. The coding region runs from base 76 to 1728 and encodes 550 amino acids.
CGCAACACCUCAGCCGGAAGUUACGUCUGAACCACAUCAGCUUAGAACCGCGUUGGAUGUCCGGUUGAUACAGAGAUGAGCGGGGAGAACGUGAAGCUGUUUGUAGGGAACCUUCCUUUAGACGCGACUCAAGAUGAACUAAACAAGCUCUUCGGUCCUUAUGGGGAGAUCGAAACCUGUUCGUUGCUCAGACAGUAUGCGUUCGUGACCCUGAAGGGGGAGGGCGCAGCCGACAGGGCCAUCCGGCAUCUAGACGGCAAAGAGUACAGAGGCAGGCCCCUGGUUGUGGAAGAGUCACGUGCGCGCCCGCCCAACUCUAUUAAAGUGUUUGUUGGGAACAUCAGUGCGACGUGUUCAGCAGACGAUCUGCACGGGCUUUUCUCAACCUUCGGAAGAGUUUUAGACUGCGAUAAAGUCAAAGCAAGAUUAUGCUCAAAUGUUGGGUAUGCAUUUGUGCAUAUGGAGAGGAAGGAGGAGGCCCUAGCAGCUAUUGACGCACUCAAUGGGACCAUGUUCAAGGGCCGUCAGCUGGCUGUAGAGCUUUCCAAAGCGCAACCGUUGAUCAAUCAGAUUGCUGGGGCUGAUUCAGCUUCAGGCGGCAGAGAGGGUCUUCUUCCUCGUCCUACUUCGUCACUUGAGCAUCAUCAGAGUCAAGCAGCCGUGCUAGCUGCAGCAGCAGCCGCAGCCGCUGGCCUGCCCAUACAAGUUCAACAAAGUGUCCAUAACUCAUUUUACAACACAACAACAUUUGACCCCACCUACGCUGCUCUCAAAGGCCUCACAAGUUCUAAGGGCGCAGAUGGAGUCAUUUACGGCGCUCUUGCCAGCCAAGUGUAUGGCGCUGUUGCCGAUCAGGUCUACCAAGAACUGGCCAAUCACAAUCCCGCCACUGAAGAGGCAGAGCAACCUGUCGUGCCAGAUCCAACAACACUUUUCGAAGCAGCAAGAGCCAAGUUCUUUCAGGAAGGACAGAAGGUUCUGGCAGAGCAGCAGGCAGGAAGGAAAGCGGCAGCAGCCGCCGCAGCUGCAGCGGCGGCGUCAUCCGAUAACGAACGCGACCGCAGUCCAAUAAGAGGAAACAGGGCCCCUCUUCUUCCCGACCCCGUCCCGGGCUCCUUUGCUCAGAUACGCCCCAAGCGACGCACCCUGCUGCCUACCCCACCUGGAGUCUCUGAAGACGCAGCUCCCGUCUCCACAACGUCUGAAGGGGCGGAUCCUGUUGCUAGGUCGUACUCAGAAUACUACCAGCAAAUGCACCAGUACCAGCAGUAUCAACAGUACCAGCAACAGUAUCAGUACCUCCAGUACGCCUACACCAAUCCUCCGCCGCCGCCACCCCCUCCGCCGGCCAGCGGACAGACCCAAGCCCCCACCACAGCCCCCGCGCCGCCAGGGACCUACACGGCGCCGCCCACGUACGCCGCCGCAGCGGACGCCUACGCGGCCCCGGGAACGUACGGCGCCUCGGGAGGCUACGAGGCGUCGUCGGGCGCCUACGACUCUUCGUCUGGGAAUUACAAUGCUUCUUCAGGAAGCUACGACGCCUCAGCAGGAUAUGACACAUCUGGAGGCUACGGGGCGUCGGGAGCAUAUGAUUCAUCCGGAGCUUACCCAGCCACGGGAAACUACUCCACAUCCACACCGUAUGAGCAGACACCCGCACACGGGCAACCCACGCCCCAGCGUCACGAUUACCCUUACCACACGCCAGAACCCCCUUAUCGAUAGUCCCCACCACCCCCCCCACACACACACCAUACACGUCGCCGAUGUGUGUGCUCACGUAUAUCUAUUUACACGAGGGACAGUUUAAAAAUAAAUUCAAGCAGGAGGCCGGGUUGGGUUGGAAUGGCGCUCUGAGUUCUAGAGCGCCAUUCGUCCGCCUUGGCCGAAUGUUUUUUCUUUCCCCACCCCCCAUUUUUUGACGAGUUAGCGAGGUCUUAAGACACGUGGCGGUAAUUUGGCACCUCGAACCGGGAUGUUCUUUAGCUUUCAAAGUUUCUUUUUAGAUGUUGUAGUGGCAGAACUGGUUCCUUUAUUGAAUGUUGGUUCCUAAAUGUUGCCUGGGGCAAGGUUAGCACCGGAGGCAAAGUUGACCGUCUUUAGUUUUCCGCUGGAUCACGUCCCCUUCUACACCACAGACGUGUUCUGCUGGUGUUACUUUGUGAUUUCUUUAGGAGAUCCAGUAUGUUGCAGAGGUGGAGCAAUGUCCUCUGUUCCUAUGUCCAACAAUAUAUUAGAGUGACUGUCAAUAAAGCGACAUAACGUUUUCUCCGAUCACCUGUCUAAAACUGUACAAAAACAUAUUUCUAACCCAUGUUAAAGAUUAAUUGUCAGGAAUUCAGAAUACAGUUUUAGCGUUUGUGAAACCGAUGGGUGUCCUUACCCCACAGACCGUUUCUGAGUUUGUAACAGACCUCAGGUUAACUGAGCUGCAGUGAUCCUGUUCCUAUUAAUCUUGUUUAUUUGGAUGAUGAUUGCUGCAAUUAAUAGUCGUGAAUUGACGUUCAGCCUGAGGUUGUUGGAAUCACAGUUUUUUUUUUGUUUUUUUUUACAUGUUCGGUGAUGAGCAGCUCAGUUUGUGAAAAAAUAAAGAUUUUCUUCCAAUUUAUUAAAUCAUCAUCUAAAAACAAAUCUUUUUUCAGUUAAAUAGAAAUAAAAUGGUUAGGGGGAAAAUGCUUCCUUAUUUUUCCUUCAAUUUCUGUGGGUUUCAUAACUCCUAGCUCUAUCAAAUCCCCUCUAGGACAAUAUUUCUCCUAUGAAUUGUGCUCCUUAGGAAAAAAA